AUGACAUUUGGAGUUCGCUUGUGUUUGUGCCUCUUGCUUGUCUUUGCUGUAACAUCUUCUGCUCGUAAUACCAUUUCAUUCUCAGAUAAUGAGGUGGCCUUAGCUGUAAAGGGGAGGUCCUUGAAGAUGACACUGAACGAUUAUGGUGACCCAAUAGCAAACCGUGGGCACGACCCUUCACAAAGAAACAAGAAUUGGGGUGGCAAUGGUGGUGGCCGUAAAGGCUGA
This is a messenger RNA of Dovyalis caffra, 228 nucleotides long. The record is from the annotation of a GenBank genome assembly. NCBI's taxonomy places the organism in Eukaryota, Viridiplantae, Streptophyta, Magnoliopsida, Malpighiales, Salicaceae.